ACGGUAUUGGCUAAGCAGGAUUCCAGAACGCCUUGUUGGGCUACAUGGCCUAUUUCCUGGUUUCUUCCACUCCUCGCUUCUCAAACCCUACCCCACAGUCCUGUUCACACCUCAGAAGAGUUGAUCCAGCACAGGUUGCGUUUUGACACCGGAUCUCAGCAACUAUGUCUGCUGAGUCAUGUCUAUUACUGUGCUGCUGCUCUGAAAAACAUCGCAGAGUUGGGCCCUGAAAGAUUUUUUGAACUGAAUUUCUGUGCUUCCACUGAGCAUCAAUCAUUUGUUAGCCCAUUGAUUAUGGCUAUCUUGAUUUCCCUGCUCGUCUUACUCUUUGAUACCACCCUCACCAACCCUACAACUCUCCUGACUAUCAAUACCAUGUUGACACAUGCUGCCUUGCGUGGUGGGUUUCAGAAGUUCAAUGGCCCCCAGGCAGUGCUCGAGAACACUAUUCUCAAGCUCAUAUUUUCUGUCACCCAGAAUGGGUGUAUUUCCCAAGACAGCCUCAAUGCACUCCAGAGUGCAUGGGAAAUGGUUUCGCUGUCCAUUCCAGAGUCCAUCAACUGUGUCUCUGACCCCCUCUCUGACUCGGAGGAUGAAGGGUCUACUGUGCAAUCGGUCUCUGACCAGGAUGCCAACUCAUCAGUUGCUGGGCCAUCUGUGGCCCAUUAUAUUUCACAACCCCCCGAAUUCCAAUCAUCUUUCGCUCCAAAGUCCAUGGUCGAGCCACCAGCCUCAGCCCAGCUGUCGGAAUUUUUCACGGCCCAACCACCAAACCUGCACCAAGCCAAGGGCAAUUUGAUACCCGGAGGAGCCGAUCAGUCCCAGCCAUGUCUUCCACUGCAUAUCGACAAGUGGUACCUACUGAGCCCAUUGCAACCCAAGGGGAAUGUGAUACUGAGCAGAGGAGCCUCAUCAACAGCGAUGCCCAGACAACCAUACUGCCUUUGCAGACUCAGGAGCCAUCUUCCACCUGUCAGAAAUGCAAACACAAGGGGGGGAAUGGGCCUCGACCUCGUAAAAAGAGACGAGCUUAACUCCAAUGGGUGCAUCCAACUGAUUCGCAUGAUCAAGGAGCAAACAAUGUCCUUCUUACUCUCUCAAGAUGCUGUUCACUCCUGGCCCGAUGUCACCGCUGUGGACACAACACUGACUUCAAGUGAGGCUUCAGAGAAUGCUGGUCCUGAUCCAGAUGCAGGCCCCAAGGCCAAUCUUGAUGGUGGUACUCCAAUCGUCCUAAUGGGCCAGCCAGACCCCAUAGAGUUCGACAUUCCGAUGCUCUUUGGCCUCUUGAAUUUUCAGUCCAAGGUUGAGUUUAUGGACUUCAACGAUCCCCCAUCAACUGGAAUAGCACUAGAUAUGCAUGCAGGCGAUGUUAUCUGUGAAAUGUAUCAUUGGGAGACAUCGAGGCCAUUGAUCAUUACCCAUGCCCCAGAUGCCGCCAGCUUCUAUCAGCCGAUAGAGAGGCUCUUGAAUACUCAUGAUGCAGCACUGGCAGAUUUCCCUCUAAGAGACAUCCCUGUUCAUGUCCGAAAUUGGCAAGGGCUGGUGAUCUCAGCCAUCGGCUCCAUCCAUCCUCCCAUUCAGGCUCCAAACGGUGUUGGCAUGAGCCUUUAUUGUGCCACUGGGCAUGUCAUCUUCUUCAUCCCCCGUUUACGAGAUGACCAGCACAUCAUCUUCAAUUUCAAUGACAUUGAUUUGCCCUUGGCUCUUGGCUUCGAGUACCUCUAUGAAGCCCCAUUUCGCUUCUCUUCCUUUGUCGUUUCCCCCAGUCAAACGGUCAUCUUUCCCCCAGGGCAGAUUUAUGCCUAUGCGACACUUGCUGUAGAGGGCCAGCGAUCGUUUUUCGCAAGCUGGCUGGAUCAGAGCUCCUCGGACCAAUCGACAAGCGAGGACUCUACGGUCACUGUGUGUUUGAUGGCUAUGGUGUGGAAAGCUGCCCAUGCGCUGUCAAGUGGUGAAGAGCCUCUUCAUUCACCUUCCAUUAUCAACCUAUUCUCACUGGGCUCCAUGGCCUUGAUGUUCAUUGGGAAAUAUAGGCCACAGAUACGCGAAAUGGCUAAAGGGUUGUGCCAUUAUUGUGCAACCAAGCAGCCCCUUGACUGCUCUCUACUCCUGGAUCAGUUCAACGAUCCCAGAAUCGCCAAUCGUGCCUAUGAACUGCAUGACCUUGAUCCUGAUGUUCGCAAGGACUAUGUGUCCAAAGCAGAUUUCCUCCGUCAAGAUAUGAUGCAAGCUGUGCAGCAUAUCCCAGCCUUGUAA
Messenger RNA from Cantharellus anzutake, 2259 nucleotides. RefSeq lists its product as uncharacterized. The annotation marks the transcript as partial. Lineage: Eukaryota; Fungi; Basidiomycota; Agaricomycetes; Cantharellales; Hydnaceae. The record is from RefSeq and is a predicted model, not a curated record. The transcript has 10 exons.